AUGUCUACAUUACAACGUCGUAGAAAGAACAGAAGUGAUUCGAACGCUGACGACUCAGAAAAUGUAAGUGAAAGUCAAGAUAGAAAAGUUGCAUACGACCCAGAAGAGGCAAAACUUAGAGAUAAUGUUAGCAUCCCUAAGUUAACACUGAUGGAGGAAGUAUUAUUAAUGGGUUUAAGAGAUAGAGAAGGAUACCUAUCAUUUUGGAACGACAAUAUUUCAUACGCAUUACGUGGUUGUAUCUUGAUAGAACUAGCUUUAAGAAAUAAGAUCCGUAUCCUCGAUGAUUCUGCUAGAAAGAGAUUUGAUGUGUCUGAAAGAUUAGUGGAGGUCAUUGAUGGUAGUAAAACUGGUGAAGUACUAUUAGACGAAGCUUUACAAUUAAUGAAAAAUGAUGAACCAUUGACUAUUGCCAACUGGAUUGAUUUGCUUAGUGGUGAGACAUGGAAUUUAUUGAAGAUCAAUUACCAGUUAAAACAAGUCAGAGAGCGUUUAGCUAAAGGUUUAGUUGAUAAAGGUGUCUUAAGAACGGAAAUGAAAAAUUUCUUUCUAUUUGAUAUGGCAACUCAUCCUGUCACAGAUACAAGUUGCAAAGAAGCUAUUAAGCGUAGGAUACUUUCUGCGUUGGUUUCAAGAAAUAUGGAGCUCAACUAUAAUAGCUACUUUGCAGAAACCACAUCAUUUAAAUAUAUUAGAAUUGUAGCAUUGGUGUGUUGUUCAUAUGGUGCCAAUGUGCUGGAAAAUGUUCUAUCGUCUUUAGAUUACGAGAAAAGAGAUCGUGCAAUUUCCAGAGCUGAGGAAAUUCUAGCACAAUUCGCACAAUAUCCUUUUGAUUUAAGUAAAAAUACGGAAUUGGGAAUAUCUGUUAAUUUGAACAAGGAAGUAGAAAACGAAGUCAAUGAGAAUCCGCAAUUUACAUUACAGCUGGAAGUCAUAGCCGGUGUAAUUGAAGUAUUUUCAAGAAUGGACAUGCUAUUAUGA
This is a messenger RNA of Kazachstania africana CBS 2517, 981 nucleotides long. It is a transcript of the gene VPS74, whose product is annotated as Vps74p. The record is from RefSeq and is a predicted model, not a curated record. The transcript has a single exon. Gene Ontology annotation, cellular component: Golgi cisterna; trans-Golgi network; cytosol. Bases 1 to 981 code for a protein of 326 amino acids. Lineage: Eukaryota; Fungi; Ascomycota; Saccharomycetes; Saccharomycetales; Saccharomycetaceae. Gene Ontology annotation, molecular function: phosphatidylinositol-4-phosphate binding. Gene Ontology annotation, biological process: retrograde vesicle-mediated transport, Golgi to endoplasmic reticulum; Golgi to plasma membrane protein transport; Golgi vesicle budding.